Messenger RNA from Phytomonas sp. Hart1, 2193 nucleotides. The record is from the annotation of a GenBank genome assembly. Lineage: Eukaryota; Euglenozoa; Kinetoplastea; Trypanosomatida; Trypanosomatidae.
AUGAAUUUUCCUGACUCCCCCCCCUCCGCCUGCGAAAACAUCCUACCUUCUGCGACGCAUUUGGAUUCAAACGAAAAAGUACCUUAUGUGGAUGGGCAUCUCGUUAAGAUAGCGGUCAACGAUACAACGCGCACGGAGAUUGUUCAAGUUAUCAUUGUAUGGCUGAUUCAACAGGGUCUUACCGCCUCGGCUCAGCUCCUUCGUGAGGAGGCCACAGCUCAACUUAGGAACAAUCACUAUGAGCGGAAAACCGUACGAGCCUUGUGUCGUUCUGUUGACGAGCGUAACUGGGAUUCGGCACAAAAAAAUAUGAAAAAACUCCAAAAUGGUGUUCAAUCCGGUGGAAUUUUUCAAGCUGAGCAUCCGUCUCAGCUGAACCACCUGAUUAAGACUUUACCAUUUUUGCUUUCUCAACAACAGUACUUGGAACUAGUUGAUGAAGAUGAUGCGCAACGGUCGCUUAGUUUUUUUAUACGCAACAUCAAACCAUUUGAACCCUUGAUAAGCCGCGAGCAUUUCAAGAAACUGAGUUAUCUCUUAUCGUGCAAGACGGUCUCGGAGAGUGCGAACAUCUAUCCAGAGUAUCGUGGAUGGAGACCCGAAAUUGGCCGCUCACAGCUGCAGCAGUUUAUCAUGCGAACAAUGGAUAGCGCGACGAUGAUGCCCUACCUCCGGCAAGGCAACCUCGUCACCAACCGAGACGACAACUCAAUUAAACCACUGCAAGUCAUGCUUGCGCAAUCGCUCUCAUUUGACCUGUUUCGCAAGCAGUACCCCCAUCUUCAAAAAGGGCAUCCUAACAUUAUCACAAGCACCCUUCGCGUUUCCUUUGAUAACCAUCUUCCACCGAACGAACUCUUAAUGCAAAUCGACGUGAAUGCCCUUCUCAAGCAGUACUUCCCCGAUAUAUUGCCCAGGUCUGCGAUGCACUGUCUUGGGGCCUGUCGAACGUUUUUGACCUGUUCUGCGCUGGCCGUCAGUGUAGAGACGAAACGAGGCGGGGCAGUUUUCUGGGUAUCCCUGGAUCACCUCGAGGGCGGUCGAACCAAGAGAGCCCCGUUGAUGGAUCAGCCGUUCCCGGUCUUUCCAAAGCCCGAAUUGACCUCAACCCCUCCCGCGCACGGCGGCUCCCCAACCGGGGAGGGCGGGAUCGCCUUUAUCUAUCAACACCCGCAUCUCAUUCGCGGGAUGUGUGGUCGGGAUGGAAAUCGACUGCUGGUGUGGGGAGGGUGUCGGGUGGCAGUGAUCAACCUGGAGCACUACGUGGGCCAGACGGUCAAAGAGGCUUUGUCAGCCACCACGACGGCCCAUGGCGGUGAGGCCAAUCUCCUACACCAAUCCCUAUCCCCGCAGGCGUCUGUGGAGAAUAUGCUCCUCCACGAUGCAGAAGUCUACGCGAGCUGUUUUUUCACCUGUGGAACCAUCGUCGCGACGGGGCAGUCGGACGGCACGGUGACCUUGUGGGACACCUUGAGCGGGGGCAAAAUGCGCGAGAGCAGCUACGGCUAUGGCACCAUUGUAGCCAUCCUUUCCAGCCGGACCGGCACGACUUAUUACGCCGCCUGCAAAGACGGACCAAUCCUGGUGGUGGACGUCGCCACGGGUGUCCUCAUCAAUACAUUGUUGUCUCCUAUUCUAAAGGAACUGACCGACAUAGCGUUAUCUCCGUCGUCGACGCUAUUGCUUGCGUCUUAUCGAGGUGGUGAGUUGCGUUUGUGGGAUAUUAUUUCCUCUCAACUUUUGCCAUUUUCGUUCAAUGGGAUUGAGAACAACAGCCGAACCUGUCAGCCGGUGGCUUUUUGGAACAGCGAUGAGUACCUAUUUAGUGCAAGUGAUAAUGGCUGUCUAUAUAUGUGGAACUUUCAAAAUAAUGACGAUCUGACCUUGGUGCGUCCGAAUAGAACCUCUGGAAGCAUUGUCCCUCUGCCUAAGAGAGCAUACCCCCUAGCCUCUGAUGCGUUCCCCACCACAGAGAAUAAGCAUGCGAUGGACCCUGGUACUCUAUUUUCAAACUCCUUGUGCUGUACUCCAAGGUUGUCAAAAGGCCUCGUAAAAAGACCUUCACAGAAGCAUUUUCUCCAUCAUGCAUGCAUAACGGAUAUUGAAACCGAAGGGCCCUAUUUGGUUUGUUCAAGCGAAGAUGGAAAGAUUAGCAUUCUUUCAAACUCUAUUAAAAGCACUUGCAAAACUUGA